UUGUGUACAAAGUGGCCAUAUUGGAUUUUCACCUGAAAAAUUGCACGAAAAGUACAGUUUUUACAUGGUGUUCAGUCUACAUACGAAACACAUUUUCCAUAAAUACGUGAAUAUAACUCAAGAAAUAUGUCUGCCGGGGGAUAUAAAUUAGAAUUGGACCCUCCAAAACGCAACAUCUUCGUUACACAGUUGCACGAAAGAGAGGAAGAUGACGAAAUACGAGCUAUACCCAUUGUUAAGGAGUCUGCGGGACAGCUCAUUGAGACUGGCAUCAAUUCUAUGCAAAAAACGCUGCUCCUCAAGCGAGAAGUGGAUGUGGAGAAAGUUCAUGAUUUGUUGAAUCAGAAAAGAAAUGAAUUCCAUGACAGGAUGGCUGAAGCCUCACAGAGACAAAUUGAAGUGCAGAAGAAGCAGCAAAAGAUGAAAGACAGGGUUGCAAAGUUUGAAAAAUUUAUUAAAGAAAAUGAAGCGAAGAGAAGACGUGCCAUACAGAAAUAUCAAGCUGAAGUUAAGCUACGGGAACAGAAAAUCAUAGAAUAUGAACAGAUUUUGAAGGAGCUUGAAGAAGUCCGGCACAGACAUACUUUUCUCAAACGCCAACUUGCCAAGUAUAAAAAAUAUGAGGAGUAUCUGUUGAAAGUUAUUGAGCAUCUUCCAGAUAAUUACCUUGAAGUGAAUGACAGUAUGCUAGCUUCCUUGAUGGCCAGAUAUCGUACCCUCAGCUCUACAAACAAAACCCUGAUGGACAACCUAUUGGACAAAUCUGAUGGGUAUGAUGACACCAAAAGAGCACUAGAUGAGAUGCGACAGGAACACAACAAGGAAAAGUUUGGUAUCAACAACAAAUUAUCUCACAUGCAGAAAAAACAAGAAGACCAGCAAGAUGUCAAUCAACAACUAGAAACAAACUACGCUAUGGAUACCGAUGUAUUACGUAAUCAAAGGACUGAAUUUGGUAUGAUCCUGAUGUCUAUUGAGAAUCUAGCAGAGAAAUGCAAGAGACAAUUAGGGCCAUCUAUACAUAAUCUCACUCUAGCACAGAAACUGGAUGCUAUAAAGGAGUAUGUGGUCGAGAGAGCAGAUAUAGUUAAAAUGUCACAAAGACUGAAAACUUCUAGUCCAGAUCCUGAUCGACAGAGGAGUGGAAGAAAAAAAAGAUCAGACCCAUAUACACAAUUUAAUAGAGUAGAUUUUGCUGACUGAGUAAGCCUUACUGACUAGAUUCCUACCAGUAUUGCUAAAUAUGAAGCUAGGAGAUAUCUUCCUUCAAUGCCUGUGUAAUGGAUUAUACGAUCUGUAGUGCCACAUGUUGGUUGUGUAUGAACC
Owenia fusiformis is the source of this 1326-nucleotide messenger RNA. The record is from the annotation of a GenBank genome assembly. Lineage: Eukaryota; Metazoa; Annelida; Polychaeta; Sabellida; Oweniidae.